Molecule: messenger RNA, 1164 nt
Organism: Megalobrama amblycephala (Wuchang bream)
Lineage: Eukaryota; Metazoa; Chordata; Actinopteri; Cypriniformes; Xenocyprididae
Gene: tk1
Product: thymidine kinase 1, soluble
Exons: 7
Coding region: 110-805 (231 amino acids)
Biological process (GO): thymidine metabolic process
Molecular function (GO): thymidine kinase activity; ATP binding
Source: RefSeq, a predicted model, not a curated record
GACGUUACAGCUACUACAAAAGGACAAAGUGGCGAUGGCGGGAUGUUCAAAUCCUGCUGUAAGUCGUGCUGUACGCUGAGAUAGUCAUAAAAAACAAGAAAUAAAAGACAUGGAUUGUUUAAAUGUAGCCAAGAUUUUACCUAAUUCCCCACGGAAGACCAGAGGACAGAUCCAGGUUAUUUUCGGACCGAUGUUCUCAGGGAAAAGCACUGAGCUGAUGCGGCGUGUGCGGCGGUUCCAGGUGGCUCAGUAUUCCUGCUUGGUCAUUAAAUAUGCCAAAGACACUCGAUAUUCACAGACGGGAAUGGCCACGCAUGACAUGAGCACGAUGGAGGCCGUUCCCGCCAACCGUCUGUGUGACGUGAAGUCUCUGGCCCUGCAGGCGUGUGUCGUCGGCAUCGACGAGGGACAGUUUUUUCCGGACACAGUUGAGUUCUGUGAAGAAAUGGCCAACAUGGGAAAAACUGUCAUAGUAGCAGCACUUGAUGGAACCUUCCAGAGAAAGCCCUUUGGUAACAUCCUGAAUCUGGUGCCUCUAGCGGAGAGCGUGGUCAAGCUGAAUGCCGUCUGCAUGCAGUGCUUCAAAGAAGCCGCUUAUACCAAAAGACUGGGAGCUGAAAAAGAGGUGGAGGUGAUCGGCGGCGCUGAUAUGUAUCACGCUGCGUGUCGGACGUGUUACGGCGGUCUUACGGAGUGUAAGGAGAACCGUGACCCGCUGAGAGAGGAGACGCCUCCACACGUAACGUCAGGAAAACCUCUGGAUCAAAGUGUUCCACGCAAACUCUUUGGUUCCCUUCACCUCUGAGCACAACACGACUGUAUAGAUUUACCUCUCUAUAGCGAGAGUUUAGCACUUAAUUUGUUUAUUUCUGUGUCUGAUGUGCUGUUGACUUCCUGUAAAUAACUUUAAAGUAGGUCCAGCAAAAUAAUGUUUGUAUCUUCGGUUUGAAAAUCAGUCCUUUCUACGUAUUUUAAUUUAAAUGAUUUUAAACUAUUUAAAUGUCUAACAAAACCAGCUGACAUCCUGAAACACUGCCAUGGAGUGAUGCAUUAUGAUUAAAAUUUAGUUUUUCUGUAUGUUGUUUUUCACAUGAAACAUUUUGUAGGAUUUGCUACAUGAAGUUAAUUCAACAGAUGCGUGCAAAUAAAAAUGACAUUUCAUAA